Molecule: messenger RNA, 1341 nt
Organism: Saprolegnia diclina VS20
Lineage: Eukaryota; Oomycota; Saprolegniomycetes; Saprolegniales; Saprolegniaceae
Exons: 1
Coding region: 138-1232 (364 amino acids)
Source: RefSeq, a predicted model, not a curated record
UUGGCGUUGUCGUUUUGUUGUUCCCGUCCCCGACGGCCCGUGUACCGCUCUCCUCGGUGGCCUGCCAUCGCGCCCACUCUCUACCUCUACCGUGACGUCGUCUGCCUCCAUCAUCCUCGCACCUGUCGCCCGUCGCCAUGUCGGUCGCGCCGAUCUUCGCGGUCGACGGCGCCGCCCCCGCACCACUGCUCCCGCUCACGUCCGCGAUCCAAUGCGCCUUUGCAAAAGGCGUCGCACCGCUUGCGAUUGAGGACUGCAGCGGUGGCGCGUAUUUUCUCCGGUCGGCGUCGCACCGCCUCGAGGCCAUUUUCAAGCCCAGCGACGAAGAGCCAUUUGCGCCCCACACCCCAAAGCCCCCGACAUCGCCGGAAGAGACAGGUCCGAUGCGCGCUGGUAUCCCCUUGGGCGAAAUGGCGCUGCGUGAGUGCAUGGCCUACCUUGUUGACGACGAACGGCUGGCGCGCGUGCCGCCGACGGCCCUCGCGACCGGUCGCCACAAGGCGUUCCACUCGCGCACCCUCAAGCGCGGGUCGGUCCAGCUCUAUGUGCCCCACGACUGCGCGUCCGAAGACCUCGGGCCCGCGCAGUUUCCCAUCACGGACGUCCACGCGAUCGCUCUCCUCGACCUUCGCCUCGUCAACCAGGACCGGCACCCGGGCAACAUCCUCGUGCAACGGACGGCCGGUAACCGCCUCAUCCCGAUCGACCACGGCUGCGUUCUGCCCGAGUACGACGCGAUGGGCGAGACGCAGCUCACGUGGCUGCACUGGCCACAAGCGCGGCAGCCGCUAUCCGCGACCACCAAGGCGUACGUUGCCCGCCUUAACGCCACGACCCAGCUGCAAUCGUGGCGCCGGCAGUACCCGAACGAGGUUUUUCCGACCAAAGCCGCGGUGACGCUGCACCUCGGCACCGCGUUUGUCCAGCUUUGCGUUGCGCGCGGCUUGAACGUGUACGAGAUGGGGCGGUUGCAGGUGCGGGACGAACUCGACGUGCCGUCCACCUUUGAGUGCGUCGUGGAAGCGGCCGUGCACGACCUCGGGCGGCGCGCGCCACCGACGCACGUCAGUGAGCUCCUCGGUUGCUUCCAGCGCCGCCUCGAGACAGCGCUGCGCAUGGAGUUUCCGGCGUAUUUUUUGAAGGCGCCACGCUUCCUGCCCCUCCCGUCGCCAAAGAACCGGGAAAAGGUCCGCAAAUCACCCGUGAAAGUGCUCCUGUCGUCGGCGGCCUAGUCGUAGCAUGUUCGGUUGCCAGCCUAGCAACCGGUUGUAACCACAUUCUGUGCUUGGCUAACCGGUUGCAUUGAGUCAUCGCGCUCCCAUGGCUGCCCUUGGCGAUGUG